GACUCUACUACUACGUCUUGUACAGAAUGGCGAGAGACAUUACUCAUGAACUGAUGAGCAGAGCAGAGCAUGGCAUGGAAGUGACUUGUCGCGGUUUGAUCGCCUCGAUUGUCUCCGAAAAAUUGAAUAUCUACUUCCACCGUCGUUAAUCGCUGCCUUUCUAUGCCUGCGUUUUCGAACACAGCAAGGAAGACGAAGUUGCAGAGAUUGAGUAAAAGAAAGCUUCGAUCGCUCUGUUCUUUCUGAGAGAGAGAGAGAGAGAGAGAGAGAGCUCAUUCUAGUUCUAUUUUUGCUUUUGUUUUCCUCAUCUAGGUAUCCAAUUCGUUGCAUUUUGUUUGAUUUACAAUGCACGAGAUUCUUGGUUUUCUUUUGUUUCUGGAAAUAAUUUUGUAGUCUAGUUCGGAUCUUGGCUACGGAUCUGAAAUUUUCAUCUAUUGUUUGCUUAUUGGUGAUAUUUCUGGAUUUCUGAUCUAUAGAAGCUCUUCCCGGACCAUGUGAACUAGAAGAUGUAAAAUGGUAUAGGGUUCCCUGUAUGCUUCGAAAUAAAAGUUGAGCUAUGGCUUCAUUUCGACGAACUCUAUCCCCUGCUGCUCAUCACGACCGUUCUUACCAAAACGGGGGUGGUCCAUUUGCGGUUCAUUCUCCAACUCAUAAGCUUUUCUCUGGUUCCAACUACUCUUCGAGUUCGCCAUCUUUUGCUGUGUUGGGUGUUGGAUUCCGCCGAUUCCUGCCGGGGAUUUUCUUGCCUAGAUACUCACGCAAGGGGCAUCCACCAUGGACGAGAUUCUUCCUUCGGUUGUUACUGUGUUUUGUUCUGGGUUUCGUGCUAGGGCUCAUGCCAUUUGGUGAUGUCGAAGACAUUAGGCGACAUGACUUACCGUAUGAGAUCAAGCCGCCCACUUUUAAUGUACAAAAGGGUCUUGAUGGUAUCGUUGGGCCGGAGAAGGUCGUAUUGGCGACAAUGAACCUAGAUCUCGAGACCAAGUCUGAAAUAAAAGAUCCACUCGAUGUUGUCCCGCUGAAGCAGUUAAUAAUUGUAACUCCGACAUACAAUCGGCCUCUCCAAGCAUUCUAUCUCAAUCGCUUGGGUCAGGCAUUGAGACUUGUUCGGCCGCCUCUUCUGUGGAUUGUGGUGGAGAUGAACUCAGCUUCAAAGGAAACUUCAGAAAUUCUGAGUAAGACUGGUGUUAUGUAUAGGCAUCUUGUGUGCUCCAAGAAUUUGACAAACAUAAAGGAUAGAGGCGUACACCAACGAAACAGGGCUCUCGAGCACAUUGAAUUCCAUCAUCUAAAUGGGAUUGUCUACUUCGCAGACGAUGAUAAUAUCUAUUCUCUUGAACUAUUUGAAAGCGCGAGAGAAAUCAGACGCUUUGGCACUUGGCCUGUUGCUAUGCUUUCUCAGAGCAAAAACAAGGCGAUACUGGAAGGUCCAGUAUGUAAUAUGAGUCAAGUAAUUGGAUGGCACACAAACGAGAAGAGUAAGAGGCUCAGAAGGUUCCAUGUUGAUAUGUCUGGAUUUGCAUUCAACAGCACCAUCCUAUGGGAUCCCAAGAAAUCGCGCCGUCGAACUUCAGAACCUAUAAGGCAGCGAGACACAGUGAAGGAGGGAUUUCAAGAGACCACUUUUAUAGAGCAGGUGGUGGAAGAUGAAAGUCAAAUGGAAGCCAUACCUCUUGGCUGUUCAAGGGUGAUGAAUUGGCAUCUCCAUUUGGAAGCUCGUAAUCAUGUUUAUCCUAAGGGUUGGGUAGUUCAGAAGAACCUUGAUAUUGUAGUCCCCCUGAAGUGAUGCAACUACAACUCUGAUAUUGACAUACUGAGACAGUGCUUCAAUUGCAUCUAGUAUUUCUUGGCUCCCCAUUUUCUCUGCUGAUGAUUAGCACCGAGUCCACUGUUAGGCAUCAGCAAUCUUGGUAUAUACAGGAAGUCAUCUAGCACUAAGUGGACAGUGAGUGAUUUGUAUUUCAAAAAAUUCAUCCGCUUAAUAUUCUUUUGCAGGAAGCCGCACUCAAAUCUUCUUGUAAAGUUUUAUCUUGUGCAGAGUCAGCACUGCAUCCAAAUGGGCUGUCUCAGUUGAGUAUGUCUGAUUUAUAUAAAUACCAUGUCAAUGAACUGGCCUUGUAUCAUCAAGUAGAAGCCCCGUUGUAUCCCCGCAGCAAUAUCAGUGUUACAAUCUUUUUUUUUUUAACAAAAUUGCUUCAGUGCUAUAAAUUUUGUUUCAAGAAAUUGUUUCAGUGAUAUAAAUUUCAUUUCAUGAA
This is a messenger RNA of Macadamia integrifolia, 2255 nucleotides long. Its product is annotated as probable beta-1,4-xylosyltransferase IRX9H. The record is from RefSeq and is a predicted model, not a curated record. The coding region runs from base 557 to 1786 and encodes 409 amino acids. Gene Ontology annotation, molecular function: galactosylgalactosylxylosylprotein 3-beta-glucuronosyltransferase activity; xylosyltransferase activity. Gene Ontology annotation, cellular component: Golgi membrane. Gene Ontology annotation, biological process: glucuronoxylan biosynthetic process; plant-type secondary cell wall biogenesis. Lineage: Eukaryota; Viridiplantae; Streptophyta; Magnoliopsida; Proteales; Proteaceae. The transcript has 4 exons.